CACCGACGCCGACGAGGUGCGCUCAGCCAAGAGCGACAGCGUCUGCUACCAGCUGCAGCCCAUCGGCGUCUUCUGGGACAUCGAGAACUGCCAGGUGCCCCGCCGCUGCUCGGCCGCCGACUUCGUCUCGCUCAUCCGGGAGCAGUUCUACACCAACUGCUGGGAGGCCGAGUUCAUGUGCGCGUGCGACGUCAGCAAGGUGUUCCCGCCGUCACUGCAGCAGCUCAACGACGCUCAGGUGAACGUGAUGCACGUGCCGGCCACGAGUAAGAACGCCGCCGACGAGAAGGUGAAACAGAGCCUGCGCCGCUUCUCUGACCAGUACCCAGCGCCGGCUACCGUGCUGCUCAUCACAGGCGACAUGAACUUCGCUCCCGAUCUCACCUUCCUGAAGCACAGGAAGAAGCACAGGGUCAUUCUGAUCCACAACCGGCAGGCGCGGCCGGCGCUGCUCAACUGCGCCGACGAGCGGCAUCAGUUCGACGACCUGCUGGCGCGCCUGCCCGACGUCCGACAGCAGGAGAGCCGCGGCGGGGACCGACUGUGCUGCCACCUGCGGCUGACCGGCCUGCCAUCUGGCGGCGCCGGCCGCAAGUCCAAGGUGGUCAACGAGAUCCAGAAGCUCGUGUACAACUGCGGCGGCCGCGUGGAGCGCGUCAACCUGACGGCCGGCGACGCUAUCAUUGUUUUUCCGUCGCCUGGCAACGCCGCCAGGGCCAAGCACCGGCUACACCACGUGGUCAUCUGCGGGUCUCAGACGUUCGUGCAGUUCCACUACAAGACCGGCCAACGUUCCCGGCCCAGCCGGCUCUCCUCCAGCGGCGCCGCCACCCACGCGACGCCGAGGAAGGUCCUCUACGACCUGGCCAUCCGUCACGCUAAGGUGGAGAGCGUGUCGGUGUACUGCCAGUCGGACGGCUCGCUGGUGGGCACCAUCUCGGUGCCGACGCUGUACGACUCGCAGGCGCUGAUCGCCGAGAUGCACCGCGCCGUGGUGGGCACCAAGCGCAUCAUGCUGGCGUACGCCCGCACCGACCGUCCCGACCCGUACAAGAUACGGACGCAGGUGAUUCGGCUGCUGAACGACGUGCCAUCGGGCCAGCUGCCGCUGGUGAAGUUCAUGGAGCUGUACGAGCAGCGCUUCCACAACACCGUCUCCAUCGCCGACCUGUUCAGGAUGCGCGAGACUGUGACGGUGGUGGACAGCAGCAGCGGACGCGUUAUCCAGCUGAACCCGAUGCUGAAGACCCAGGACCACGUGAGUUUUACCUCGCGGCGCCACCGUCGGCUGGGCGGACUCGACGACCCCAGCGUGCUGCCCAACAGCGACGUGGCGCUGGAGGAGCUGGAGCGCGUGGUGCGCCACCUUCUGGAGACGCACGACGGCCUGCUUCAUCUCUCCAGCCUGCUGGACUGUGACGUGUCUGACUGA
This is a messenger RNA of Pollicipes pollicipes, 1432 nucleotides long. RefSeq names its product meiosis regulator and mRNA stability factor 1. The record is from RefSeq and is a predicted model, not a curated record. Gene Ontology annotation, biological process: regulation of gene expression. Gene Ontology annotation, molecular function: CCR4-NOT complex binding; RNA nuclease activity; nucleic acid binding. Gene Ontology annotation, cellular component: cytoplasm; peroxisome. The transcript has 12 exons. Lineage: Eukaryota; Metazoa; Arthropoda; Thecostraca; Pollicipedomorpha; Pollicipedidae. The coding region runs from base 176 to 1432 and encodes 418 amino acids.